UCCAAGCGAGGCGUGCAAACCGGCGCUUCCAAUCCAAUCUUCCUGCUCGCGAAAGUGUUACAAAUCUACAAACUGCUCGAUAAUGCAGCGAAGACACGUGCUCCUCAAAGUGAUCAUCGUGCUGGCCGCUCUGCUGCUGCUGCUGUGCGCACAAAGCGCGGAUGCCAACGGCCAUCAAAAGAAGAAAAAGGUCAUCAUACAUGUACCGGUCCACAAGAAGAUCGAACAACACACCCACACCAUUAUAAAGCAUAUACAUCAUCAUCACAAACCGAUUGUCAUCAAGGAGGAGAAGGUUAUACACAAAGAACAUCAUCCGGUCGUACACCAAGAGCACAUCCAACACGAGCAUCAGCAUCACCAUACUGAGAAACAUGUACAUCCGAUUAUCGAAGAGGAGGAGGAACAUAUACACCAUCACCAUCAGUAUGAGCACAAGGAGCAUGAGGAGGGUCAUGAGAGUUGAGCCAAGUCCACUCUGGUCAAUUAAAGCCAUGAAAAGUAGUUGAAAUUAAUUAGGAACAAUUAAAUUUUAAUAUUUCAGAAAUCAUUAAUUUCAAAAUGGAAACUAGGUACUAAUUUCCAAAUGUGGAUCCUAAAUUAAUUUAUAUAAAAAAAAAAAUUUUAAAUAAAAGGUUUGAAAAUAUA
Molecule: messenger RNA, 648 nt
Organism: Zeugodacus cucurbitae (melon fly)
Lineage: Eukaryota; Metazoa; Arthropoda; Insecta; Diptera; Tephritidae
Exons: 3
Coding region: 83-466 (127 amino acids)
Source: RefSeq, a predicted model, not a curated record